UAAUAUAAACCAGUCAUAUAGCUUUGAUAUAAUAUGUAUUUUUAUGUUUAGUGCAGGGUCCUUCGGUGAAUCAGGCAGUGUGUGGGGCAGCUGGAAGCCGGUGUGCACGUCAUCAGUUCAGUACUGAGAGCUGAGGUGUUGGGAAUCUAUAACAUUCCUUCCAAACAGCAGGUGGUUGAACCCUGGUGGAAGUGGAGAUGAAGAACCUGGUGUACCUGAUGUAUCUGUGUGUGCUGCUGUCCCUCCAUGUGUUGGUGAAUGGAGCCAGGCAGAGUCAGGACAUUAAAUGUGGAGCUUGCCGAGCGCUGGUUGACGAGAUGGAAUGGGCCAUAUCACAAGUAGAUCCCAAAAAAAUGAUCCAAACGGGUUCCUUCCGGAUCAAUCCCGAUGGGAGCCAGUCCAUCAAGGAGGUUCCUUUCGCACGCUCGGAGGGUCACCUGCUGGAGCUGAUGGAGGUGCUGUGUGAGAAGAUGAAGGACUACGGUGAGCGGGUGGAUCCCACCACCAGUCGAAAGACGUUUGUACGGCACACCGCGCGCGAUGGGGCGGCCAUGGACCUUUCAGAUGUCACCUACGACUCGAGAGUCACCUCCAGCUUGAAAUUCGCCUGUGAGACGAUCGUGGAACAGAAUGAAGAUGAACUGAUUGAAUUCUUCGCUCACGAGACGGACAACGUUAAAGACAAACUCUGCAGCAAGAGAACCGAUCUGUGCGACCACGCGCUGAAGAUCCCGCACGAUGAACUGUAACGACGACGACUGAAGGCGCAGCUGAACACGGCAUCAGAUUUCAG
Molecule: messenger RNA, 793 nt
Organism: Trichomycterus rosablanca
Lineage: Eukaryota; Metazoa; Chordata; Actinopteri; Siluriformes; Trichomycteridae
Gene: cnpy2
Product: canopy FGF signaling regulator 2
Exons: 6
Coding region: 198-749 (183 amino acids)
Cellular component (GO): endoplasmic reticulum
Source: RefSeq, a predicted model, not a curated record